AUGUCAUUAUUCGGCAAUUUGGGCAACAAUGCCCAGCAGUCCUCUGGGACUUCACUCUUCGGCAAUGCCAACAAUAACAACAACACUCAAUCCUCACAACCCGCUCAGUCAACCUCUCUAUUCGGCCAGGCUCAGCCCGCGCAAUCCAACACAACUCCUUCGCUUUUCGGCGGCGCAACACAGCAGAACCAGCAGAACCAGCAACAGGCGUCGACUCCAUCCCUCUUUGGCGGUGCUGCUCCACAGCAGACUUCUACCCCUUCUCUGUUCGGCGCAUCCGCUCAGCAACCUCAACAACAGCCGCAACAACAACAACAGCAGCAGCAGCAACAGCAAUCUGGCGGCAUGUUCGGCUCUACUAACAACAACAGCGCUCAAACACAGCAAAAUGCGAGUCUUUUCGGACAACCUGCUCAGCAGUCGGGCAGCCUCUUCGCUCAGCCAACCAAUGAACCUCAGCAACAACAGCCCGGCAUGUUUGGAACCAACAAUGCAAACUCUCUAGGUGCUUCUCUGCUCAGUGCCUCCAUGUCCGCCUUGCCCUCGGCCCUCGUGAACAAAUCUUCAACCAUCGGAUUCAACCAACAGUCCAUGGCUCCUCCACGCGACAAGACCAUUCCCCAGCAAAUCGAGUCUAUCUCUCAGAAAUGGAACCCCGAAACUGCCGAAUGCAUGAUGCAACACUACUUUUACGUCCAAGUACCUGAAGAACAGACUCCUUUCAUCAGCAUGCCACCGAAUGCCGAUGAACGCGAGUGGGAGAAGGCUCUGCGCAACAAGCCCACGCCAGGAUCCGUACCCGUAAUCGCAAAAGGAUUUGAAGCAUUGGGCACGCGUUUGAAGACACAGGUGGAAGCGGUCAAGCAACUGCAGAUGCGCCUACAUGAGAUGAACAACAGUCUGGGAGCCAUGAUGCAAAAGCACGAGUUGGUGCUGAGUGUCAGAGCGGCAGAAGCCAAGAGAAAGCACAUUGGUCUGAGUCAAAGAUGUCUUGCGUUGGCGGUUCGCGCUCAAGUACUCGCAAACAGAGGAUUCGUGCUGGACGGCGCUGAGGAAGAGCUCAAGAAGAAGUUGGCGACUCUGGAGAAGGCAGUGUUUGAUCCAGCAUUCUCGGGCAGAGAGGAAGAGAUCUGGGCACGCAUGGUGGCCAUACGGGAAAGAACGAGAUGGCUCCAGGAAGAGAGUGAGAAGCUCGGCCGCCAGAUUACCGGAGAGAAUGGUGGACUCGACGAGCAGGUGAUUGAAAAGGCAAAGAAGAUUCUUCAAGACUACGACACACAGAUCCAGCACUUGCGCAAAGAGAUGGACCAAAUCAAGAAGGAGUAUGAGGAAUGGGAAGCUGCUAGCAAGCCCAGCAAAUAA
Molecule: messenger RNA, 1362 nt
Organism: Aureobasidium namibiae CBS 147.97
Lineage: Eukaryota; Fungi; Ascomycota; Dothideomycetes; Dothideales; Saccotheciaceae
Exons: 2
Coding region: 1-1362 (453 amino acids)
Biological process (GO): nuclear pore organization; NLS-bearing protein import into nucleus; protein localization to nuclear inner membrane
Cellular component (GO): nuclear pore; nuclear pore central transport channel
Molecular function (GO): structural constituent of nuclear pore
Source: RefSeq, a predicted model, not a curated record